Molecule: messenger RNA, 2480 nt
Organism: Daphnia magna
Lineage: Eukaryota; Metazoa; Arthropoda; Branchiopoda; Diplostraca; Daphniidae
Product: carbonic anhydrase-related protein 10
Exons: 13
Coding region: 882-1898 (338 amino acids)
Molecular function (GO): zinc ion binding; carbonate dehydratase activity
Source: RefSeq, a predicted model, not a curated record
AUUUCCUUUUUGUGGGGUGAAUGUGGGGAAGCCUUAGUUGUUUUUUCGUUCUUCUUUACCCUUCCGAUUAGUCCGUCUUAUACAUCAAGCCACGUGUAAUGGCUUCUUAUUGUUUCGUGCUGUUCAGUUCAUUUAAUCCACAACGACAUAAAAGAUGACACAAAUCUUACCCAAGGCUGUCGGAAAAUCAGCACAGCAAGGAUGGUGGAAAGGUCUAUGAAGGGCAAUGAUUGAUGCUAACCUCCCAUCGUAUGUUUGGCGUCGCGGAGGUUGCCGAAAGAUUCACAAACAAUCUUUGAGAGUCUUUCAUUCAUAACUGCUGCUGAUGGUUUUUCCCAGCGUGCUACUCCGCCUUGCCCGGACUUAUUUACCUUAUGCAGUCAGGGCUCGAUGGUUCGAAAAAAAAUAUUUCAACGAAUCCAAGAGGCAGUUGUCGACAUGGCAUCGCGGAGCCGAGUGAUGGACGUUUUCGUCUGUUUUUUUGGUCGAUGACGACCCGUAAUUUAUGGAUGGCCGUCUAGUGCAUUUUCACGCGAUGAUGUCCGACACACGAUACAGUGGAUGGGACAGUUGGAUGUAUUCCCAUCGCACUUUUUACCUUUCUUCUUCUCAGCAAACGAACGUGACUGCGUGACAAGGGUAACACCCGAACCGCCAACACGUUCCGUCAAACAUGUACGCUUAUGCAAGCAUACACUGCGCACACAAGAAAGUCUAAUAACAUCUAAUGUAGGAUACCACCAUGCACUCCAUAUCCAAGUUUUCUCACCUUGGAAGUCGUUCACCACACGUGAUUUUAUUGGUUGUCUUUUUCGUCUUCUACUCCGCUGUGAGAAAAAAAAAAAACUCUUUAGAGAAAGAAGGAAGAGCUUUGCGCGUGGAUGUGCGGGGUGCUGACAAAAGGGGCUUCAGCCGUUUCGUGGGAAGACUGGUGGACCUACGAGGGCAUCUCAGGACCGGCAUUUUGGGGUCUGAUCAAUCCAGAAUGGUCCAUGUGCAACCGAGGACGUCGUCAAUCACCGAUCAACAUUGAGCCGUCUCAGCUCCUCUUCGAUCCCAACCUGCGACCGCUUCAUAUCGAUAAGAACACGGUGGCUGGCUACCUAAGUAAUAUGGGCCAGGGCCUCAUCUUCACUGUGGACAAUAGCAGUAAGCCAAGCAUCAACCUGACUGGAGGGCCACUUUCUUACAAAUACGAGUGGCACCAAAUGGCCUUGCACUUUGGACUGAACAACCAGUCGGGAUCGGAGCACACGAUCGCCGGUCGGGCAUUUCCCGCCGAGUUGCAAGUUUUCGGAUUCAACACUCAACUGUACAGUACUUACAGCGAAGCGCUCGAAUCGCCGCAUGGUAUCGUCGCCAUCUCCGUUCUUAUCCAGAUUGGAGAUACGUCGCAGCAGACGACCGAGUUUCGCCUCUUGAUGGAGCACAUCACGAAAAUCGAGCGGCACGGCUCGACAAAGAUGAAGAGAGGGUUACUCCAACCAGGUCAAGAGCGCCCCAUGCCGGCGCUGAGUCUCAAGCUCCUCUUACCGCCAACAGAUUAUUACAUCACGUACGAAGGAUCAGCUACGACUCCGGCGUGCCAAGAAACAGCCACAUGGAUCGUGUUCAACCGUCCUCUUUACAUCACCGAACAACAGUUAUACGCCUUGAGGGGCUUGAAACGAGGUUCUCCCAAUCCCAAUCACAACCAACUGAUCAAGUCUUCAUUUUCGUCGCCGUCCUUGUCAAUAACGGCUGAUCCCAUGGGCAACAAUUAUCGGCCCAUCCAGCCGACUCAUCAUCGACCCGUCCGCACCAAUAUUGACUUCACUUCAUCAGAGCGAGGAGAAAAGGCUUGUGCCACGAUGCACCGGGAUAUGCACUACCGAGCCAACACAUUCUGGCAACCGUGACGCCUUGAUUCGUCUGACGGGAACUUUAUCCUCGUGUAAAAAGAAACGAAAACUAUCCGCCACAAAAGAAAAAAACAAUUCGGAAGAAAUGAACUGGUUUCAUCAACUCAUCGUCGUCCCGCCAUUAUUUCAUCAUCGUCACAUCUUCCACUUGAAAAUCAUUUUUCACCCUGCAUAGCGAAAGCAAAACAAAGGCAUUAAGCUUCGUCGUUCUAUUAUUUAUUAUUUAUUUUUCAUUUUUCAUUUUUUUUCUUUUUCUUUUUCCGUUCAAGUCAUCUUCUUGGCCAUUUAAUUGGCACAAUUUUUGAAAAGAGUUGUAAAAGACUGGGAUGUUUAAAAUUGCCAUGGAUGACGAAAGGUUUUAGUUCGUUUUACGCUAAAGGGUGCUGUGUACAUAUAGACAUUAAUGAUGUAGAGGCCGUGUGGUCUGAUACGUGUAGACCUAAUAAUGAAAACACGUAAUCUUGUGUAGCGCAUAUUUUGUCUUAUACUUUUGGCAUUAUUAUUUUGUUUUCAAACGUGACUUUACCUUUGCAUUUUUGCGGGAGGGGGGCUGUCUCAAAUACAAAAUGGAACACUUGA